Messenger RNA from Sphaerodactylus townsendi, 1692 nucleotides. RefSeq names its product E3 ubiquitin-protein ligase TRIM58-like. The transcript is spliced from 8 exons. NCBI's taxonomy places the organism in Eukaryota, Metazoa, Chordata, Lepidosauria, Squamata, Sphaerodactylidae. Bases 1 to 1692 code for a protein of 563 amino acids. Gene Ontology annotation, molecular function: protein binding; zinc ion binding. The record is from RefSeq and is a predicted model, not a curated record.
AUGGCUGUCUCCUCCCUUCUUGCCGAUAAGGGCAAGGAAGUCAUGUGCCCUCUCUGCAUGGAGUAUCUGACAGACCCGGUGUCUGUGGACUGCGGCCAUAACUUCUGCUUGGACUGCAUCACUGAUUUUUGUGAGAAAUGGGAAGUGUGCGGGCUUUUGAAGUGUCCCGUCUGCAGAACCCACAUCCAGAAAGAGAAUUUCCAGCCCAACUGGCAGCUGGCGAACAUAGUCUCACAACUGAAAUUCCUUGCCUUGAAAGAGAAGCUGUGCCAAAAACAUCAGGAAAAGCUCCGGCUGUUCUGCCGAGAAGAUGAACAAUUAGUGUGUCAGGUGUGUGAGCAUUCUCCGGAACACAAACAGCAUUCUGUGGUGCUCUUGGAAGAGGCUGCCCAGGACUACAAGGACAAAAUCAAGGCCCAGCUGAAGUCUCUGGAGAAAGAGAGAGAAAUUCUUGUGCCUCAGAAACUGUCUGAAGAGAUAGCAAGUCAAAAGACGUUGGCACAGAUAGAAGCCGAGAAAGGAAAGGUCAGGUCUGCUUUUGAACAUAUGCACAACUUCCUGGAAGAAAUUGAGGGCUUCUGGUUGGCCCAACUGGGAGAUCUAGAGAAAGAGAUCAAGAAGAAGCUGAAAGAUAACAUCACUAGGAUUUCCCAGGAGAUUACCCGUAUGAGUUACCUGAUCAGAGAAAUGGAAGAACAGUGCCAGCAACCGGAUAGUGAAUUCCUGCAGAAUAUCAAAAGUACCAUGAGCAGGUAUGCAAAGAAACCCGUGGAUCCUGUGGCAAGCCAUAUUCCUGGAUUGGAAGACAGACUGCAAAGUUGCUAUCAGAAAAAUUGUGUUCUGGAAGACACUAUGGGAAAAUUUGCAGUGUGGCAACCCGACCGGCGCCUGGCAGCUCCACCUGUGCCAGGGGGCUGCUUGCUGGCUGAACUGUUCGCCACGGCCACAGGCCAGCCCCCGCCACCCCCCAAGGAAGGCUGGAAAGGGCAGGAGCCAGCUUACUGCCACGGUGCCUGCCCGAGCGGCCUGCCACUGAGCCCCGCCCCCGGUCUCCCUGCAGAAUCUGUUUACAAAGGUAAUUCUGAGGAAAUGAAUGAGAAUGGACAUCUUACUGAUAUGAAAAAAGGGACAGGGGGACAGGGGGAAAGUCUGGAAUACUUGAAGGUGAUUCUGGACCCAAGCACAGCUCAUCCCUCCCUCCUUCUGUCCGACGAUCUCAAGAGUGUGAGAUGGGAAGACAAAUACCAGUAUCUGCCCGACAGCCCUGCGAGAUUUGAGUCUGUGCCGUGUGUACUGGGCUGUGAGAAGUUCUCUUCAGGAAAACAUUGGUGGGAGGUAGGCAUGGAGGAGGAAGAGGAGAGCGCCACUUGGGCCCUGGGGGUCGCCAAAGAAUCUGUGGCUCGGAAGAAAGAGAUCUGUGUUGGCGUGGAUGAUGGGAUCUUUGCUGUGGGGAAAACAUCUGUGCUCUUACCUUGUCAGCUCAGUGCCUUUACUUUUCCCAAGACAACCCCUUUGAUCUUGAGGCAUCCACUCAGGAAGAUCCGAGUGUCUCUGGAUUACGAAGAGGGCCAGGUGGAAUUUUAUAACGCAGAAACAAACGACUGGAUUUUCACUUUUUAUUCGGCCUCGUUUUCUGGGGAGAGGAUUUGCCCCUAUUUCUGGUUGGGGAGAGGAGUCAGACUGAAGUGCUGA